UUUCAAGAUCUACAAAUCGAUCUGUGAACGUAAUGGUCCUAAGAUGUAAAAGAGAUUCAUCAUCUCCGUCCCUAUGCAUGCUACAUAUGUGAAUCGGUCAUUCGAGAUGCCGACUCUAUGAUGCGCUAAACCUAAUCCGAAAAUUUCGAUCGCAACUUCGAAAUUUUGGUAGUUCUUCAAUCGCCUGCACGACACUUGAAAACCGCAGAUCCACCACCACUAUGGCCUCGAUAUCUACUGCAGAUGCACCUACGGUGCAAAUACGAUUGAGCACUCGCGACGCUAGCUUUCCACUUCCUCCAGAUACGCAAACAAACUACCAAGUUCCCACAUCACUACGCCGUGUGAAUCUUUCACAGCUUGUGAACAACCUUAUACAUACCGAGCAACCUGUCCCCUUCGAAUUCCUUGUCAAUGGCCAGAAACUUAGGUCUUCUAUCGAGGAUUGGCUCACCGAGAGUGCGGUCUCUGCAGAAACAGUGUUGGCAGUAGAAUACAUUAGGGCUCUUGUACCACCGAAGAAGGUCAGGAGCUUCGAGCAUGAUGACUGGGUGUCCGCCGUCGAUAUUCUUUCGAGAGCCUCCCCAGCAGGCUUGUGGUCCAAUGCGAGCAUACAGAGCGGGCAAGAGAGGAUAUUGAGUGCAAGCUACGACGGCCUGCUUAGAGUCUGGGACAUGUCCGGAGAUGUCCUUGCAACAAGCCAGCCGCCCAAUAAUGGCUCAAGGAUUACGAGUCUGAAGUCUGCAAAGUGGAUAUCAAACAAGAAGAUCGUCGCAGCAGGCAUGGACAGCACUGUACGUGUGUACAAGUACGACGAGGAUGAGCGAACAAUCACUUCUUCAUUCGAGCUGUAUGGUCACAGAUGGCCAGUAGAGGAUAUCGCUGUCCAUGGACCUUCGAACCGCAUACUCUCGGCAUCUUCUGACACUACUAUUUCCCUGUUCUCAUCCACAGCCAAGGACAACCCUGCAGCACCCAGUGAGCUUCUACCAACCUCCACGGCAGCAUCAAACAAACGACAGAAGCUCUCCAAACCCGACAAGACUAUUCCAUCUCGCGGACCUUUGGCCACUCUGACUGGCCAUGCCUCUCCCGUAUCAAGCGUCAUCUUCAAGCCAGAGGAUGCGACUGUUGCCUACUCCGUCUCCCACGAUCACACACUACGAACAUGGGACCUUACAACUUCCACGUGCGUGGACUCACGAACCACGGGCCAUCCACUUCUCUCUGUCGUUGCUCUGCCCAAGUUAAACCUGCUUGCGACCGGAACAUCGGCACGUCAUAUCACCCUUGUCGACCCCAGGGCUUCCGCCACAAAGGUCGCCGUUACAACCUUGAGAGGUCAUGCCAAUGCUCCCGUCUCUCUCGACACAGACCCAAAAAACGAGUUCGGACUGGUAUCAGGAGGACACGACGGCACUGUACGUAUUUGGGAUAUCCGAGGUGUGGGCGAGGCCCAGUCUGGCGACCCAGUCUACACCAUCGAGCGUGAUGGUGACAAGAUGCGAAGUACGGGUGAUGGCGUGAAGGUCUUUAGUGUGAGAUGGGAUCAGGACGUUGGAAUCGUCAGUGCGGGCGAGGACAAGCGUGUCCAAAUCAACAGAUCCGACUAGAAGUAAAAGCAUUGGAAAGAACAAUUGGAUAUUAGACGUGAGAUUCUCAGGUCCAUUGUCAGUGGUGGACUCAAUGAACCUUGUAAAUGGCGUUAGUGGAUUGUGUGUAGAUACCAUCGAGAAGCUUAGAAAAGCAUUUACCAUUCGG
This is a messenger RNA of Aaosphaeria arxii CBS 175.79, 1761 nucleotides long. Its product is annotated as microtubule-associated protein. The record is from RefSeq and is a predicted model, not a curated record. The transcript has 2 exons. Lineage: Eukaryota; Fungi; Ascomycota; Dothideomycetes; Pleosporales. Gene Ontology annotation, biological process: ribosome biogenesis. Gene Ontology annotation, molecular function: protein binding. Gene Ontology annotation, cellular component: preribosome, large subunit precursor. Bases 222 to 1613 code for a protein of 463 amino acids.